Messenger RNA from Bombus huntii, 19549 nucleotides. It is a transcript of the gene crp, whose product is annotated as helix-loop-helix protein 11. Gene Ontology annotation, biological process: regulation of transcription by RNA polymerase II. Gene Ontology annotation, cellular component: nucleus. Gene Ontology annotation, molecular function: RNA polymerase II cis-regulatory region sequence-specific DNA binding; protein dimerization activity; DNA-binding transcription factor activity, RNA polymerase II-specific. NCBI's taxonomy places the organism in Eukaryota, Metazoa, Arthropoda, Insecta, Hymenoptera, Apidae. Bases 1797 to 3398 code for a protein of 533 amino acids. The transcript is spliced from 6 exons. The record is from RefSeq and is a predicted model, not a curated record.
AAAUUAUUUGAAGAAUAUUUUAUCGAAAUCUUAUUUAUGGAAAAUCAAAUUAUUUAGAGAGUCUUAGGAAAGUUAUUAAUUUCUAGUAAUCGACGAAACUAAUUUACAUAAGAUCUUGUUGAAAUGUAUUAUUUUUUAUACUUAUAUUUUUAUCUUUCACACAUUGAUAGAGAAACAUUCGAAAAAUGUAGCAAUUUGUGAACGAAGACAGUGCAUUAAGAUCGUUUACAACUUUACAAUAGAAAUUAUACAUACAUACAUAGUUAAAAAUACAAAUAGUCAGUUUAAAUUAUAAAAUUACUUUAUUUCAAUAUUCAAAAUACGGAUAAAUUGUUAAUGAAUAUAGUAGAACAUUUUUUAUUUAUUAUAUUGGUUUACAUAUAGUUUUGAUUUUUGAUUAUUCAUCUCUGCGUCGACAUCGAGAAAUGCAGAACGAGGGACUUGGGAUGUAUGAUACGUGCGAGGAAGCAGCGAAUUUUUAUUGUCAACUUUCGUAUCGUGUAACAUUGCGCAGAGAGCUCGUUGAAGGACCAGGAUAGAAGGUUGUUGGAUGUGUACGCGCGCGGUCACGGCUAUACAAAUGGUUGGGGGUUAGUGUGCGUGGGUUUAGUUUCGCGCAGGUGGGGGAAGUGGGGGAGACUGGCGUAUUCUAUGGGCGGGGCCUCUGCCAGCUGGCAGAUGUUUCCCGCGCGGCCGCACCAUUCCUCUAGCGUAAACCUACGCAACGUGAAAGUAGUCCCUUCUAAAGCAAUAAAUAUUUCUAACAAUAGCUCACCAAGCAGACAGCUAACCACGCCAGUGAUUCGACGUAUGGCAGUAGAUAAUCUGCAUGCAACUACCUGCGGAAAACCGUAAAAACUUGGUGCGAAACUGAAGAUGAGCUGAUGUGCGAUUGGUCCAAAGAGAGUCAUUGUUCAGGGCAGAGUAUCAUGUAGCGUUCACCCUAACCGCGUACACUAAACUUGUCAUGAGUGCCUCGAAAACGCUUCUCCAACGUUCGACGCUGUGAAUCACGUCUAUGUUGCUGUGCUUCGUGGAAACAUAAACUAGAUUGAGACAACAAACCACCGUGUGAUUAUAUUUUCGUUUCUGCAUAUCGUUUCUACAGUGCGCGAGUGUUAUUUGCCUCAAGUUUCAUGACAAAGUUUAGCAUGUGCCACGUGAUGAUUCGGUGUACAUGGACGGAAUGAUUUGCUUCGUGACAAGAUUCGUGAGAUGAUUUAUUUGAAAUGUAGUAUUAGUUUAUGCAACAUCGGACAUUACUUAUCGUAAUUUUCGAUACAUUAAACGAACAUAUAUAAUUAAUCAAGAGUGUUGUCGUGUAAACGCGAUAAAAAUAAUUGGUGUUAAAAAAUAAAGGAUUUCUAGGGUAUAUAAGAUUUGAGAAAAAAUUUGUAGUAGAAAGUGGCAGAUGUCCAAAGGGGCGUCGGAUGAACCAUAGGUGUUGACGGCACUGAAGCCGGCGGCGGAGUGAUUCGCGGCACUCUGUGGGGGCCCUCAGCUGUUUCCCGCCAAAGAUCGCCAUUACAAAACGCGUUCGGGCGUUGUGUGUGCGCCGCGCGGAGUGGCUGUCCCGUGGACAAAUCUCGGUGCGUGCCACCGCGGUCUAAAAAGUUAAUUAACGAGUUCCGUGGAGGAUUUGCGUCACGUUUGCGUGAAGUGUGCGCGUCGAUUUUUUUCGAGUGGAGUGCUGCGAAAGAGAGAGAAGCCCGUCGUCUUUUCGCUGCCGUGACGACGGCUGCUGGGACGGUGCGGGAUCGCGCGGCGGGAUUCUCAGUGCUGCGGACCAACGAGAUAUGUCAGUGUUUGGUGGCGAGGAUCGUAUUCUGCUCGAGGAAAUUGUCGAAACCACCGAGGAACAGGAAACCAAUUUGUGCGGCAUUGGAACAAUAGAGGAGGGCUCGGUGACCACGAGCGUGACGGUCGCCGAGGUCGCUGAUUCGCAGGAGCAACAGCAACAGCAAUCGAAAAGCAACGGCGCAGUAUCUCGCCGUGUUGCUGGUCAGAACGUUGCGUUGAGCAACGGAAAUAGUACCAGCAACGUCGGCCGCGUUACACCGCGAAGCCAUAUGGAGCAGGAGAAGCGUAUGCGGCGAGAAAUCGCCAACAGCAAUGAACGACGUCGGAUGCAAAGUAUUAACGCCGGUUUCCAAUCUCUAAGGACGUUGUUGCCACAUCAUGAGGGCGAGAAACUUUCUAAGGCUGCGAUACUUCAGCAGACUGCCGAAUACAUAUACCAGCUGGAGCAAGAGAAAACCCAACUGCUGUCACAGAACUGUCAAUUAAAGCGACUGGUGAAUCAACACGAGGGUGGUGAUGUUCCGAUCAAGAAACGCAAACCGGACAAUCAAGGAGGUGUCGUGGUUAGUCUACCAAUGCACGUUAGCGAAAGCGGUGACGAAGGAUUGGGCAGCAUGUCCCCAGAACCAUUGUCGGUAAUAACGGUGACCACAGAGGGACAUUCUGUGGUCAACAGUGAGGUGGUAGAACUCAGACGACAGUUGGAAAGGGAACGUCACGCGAGGUUGCAUCUAGAGAAGCAGAUGAGAGCUAUACAGAGUCAACUAUACCCGGAAAGAUUCAGGGAUAAUCAACUGAUCACCUAUCAGCCUCACGAGGUGAUUGAACAUACGGACAACGUGAUCGCUCAAGAGACAGAGGAAGCGGUAGCGGCACUGCAGGUAGUUUCCGUGGUGUCCUUGGCACCGGUUGGCACGACGCAGACCGUGGACACGUCUAGUCCGGAUCCAAGUUCACCACCUCUGUCUCCACAACCCGCCGAUAUGGUACCAGAAGAGAUCAAGGAGGAAGAGACUGGACCAGGUUCGCCGAAGAUUGUAACGUUUGGUCAGAACCAGGUGUUCUCCGCAAUUGACGAACAGACAACCGGUGACUCUUUUUCCUCGUCGAGUCGUGUCACGUACGCCACGACUACGGGGGAGUUUAAAAACGCGUCACCUCAAUAUAUCACCACCAGCCCCAGCAGGCCUUUCUCACCGACCGCGGAGCCGCAACGACUACCAAGCGUCCUCGAGGCUGCUAUGAAAGCGGAACCGAAAGUAGAAGUUGAGAGGUUGCCGUCGCCUUCGAACUCUCUAGACGACAGUUCCCCUCAGGCGAGGCUUUAUUUAGCGAACACCUCCAGACAGAAUCUGGAAACGAUCGUGGAGGCGAUACGUCACCUAGAGGGGGACCAUCUCUUCAGCGACGAACCAGCGCAGGACAUGCCGCUGGCGUUAACCAACAAACAAACGGCGAACACGUCGAGCAAAUCAUCUACUACGCCAGGUGCGUCGCCGACGGCGAAGCAGCGGCUACUACAGGCCGAGUUCCUCCAGUUCCACAGACAGCAACAGGCCCAGCAGCGACCGGGCGUGAUCGUAGUGAAGCAUUCGUGAUCAAAAGGCGCGUCGCGAUCAGCAAACUGAACGCGCGCGUUCGCCACGGCGAACUCGCCUCCGCUCGAGAUUAAUGGACGGUCGAAAACCCGCGACGCAUCGAGACAUCAAGAGACGCAUCCUUCGAAAAGUGUGUACACAGAAACACAUACGUUAAGUAACCAACCGAGAGAAUAAAGAAGAAGAAGAAAGAAGGAUGUUUCUGCGACACAGUCUACGCUCGAGUCGGAGGCUCCGUUUCCUCGAAGACGCUCGGGACGCCUCCUUGCGUUUGCUGUUGUAACCGCCGACCGACCAUUGUAUCGGUGUUGCUCUGUCGGCGUUUUCGUAUGUUCCUACUGCCUGUCGUCCGCCGUCGUUUCGAGCACAGAUCUGUCCCCAGUGUCCAUCGAGAUUCAAACCUGUUGCUGUUUACGUUCGAGGGAUUAGAUAAUCGUUUAUUGGUUAAUAAGUAUCGACAGAUCCAACGAGAAAGCUAUCUAACCACAUAAUUUCUAUCGAUGGAGUUUGAGGUUAUGAAAAUCUCGAAACGAGGGUGGGGCCAAAAAGUCGAAGCUCGACGAAAGGAUCCUCGCCACCGAGUCGUCGAAAUGUUUCCCUCGUCCUAACCUCACUUUUCAUCGCCCACUCCAAUCAUUAUUAUCCUUUCGCUAGUUCUUGUAAAUACCACCGAUAUAUUUUCCUCUUAAUUAGGUUCUCCAUCGUGUCCCAUUUCCGUUUUAUUUUUUUUAUUUUCUUUCUUUGUAAUAAGAACACGAUGGUGAACCCAAGCGUUUCCCUCAUUCCCAAGAAAGAUUCUUCCCUGUCCUGCUGUCAUCCUCAAUAACACUCGUAAUAGGGUUGAAUCGUUAGUCUUUUCCCAACAUUCAUCCCCUUCAUCACUUCGCGAAUCGAGACAGCGAAGCGGGCGUUUCUCUCCUCGUGUGUUAACGAGACAGGAUUUUUCAUUUUCUUUUUUCUUGUUUUUUUUUCCAUAGACUUAAGGCGACAUGCUACCACAAUAAUAAUUAUUCCUAGGUCGUAAGGCUGCGUAUGCUGUAUGUCGUACCGAUAUAUACAUAUGUACACACGAUAUAUACGUAUAUACAUGAGACAAUGUAACGAGUACGAUCCCCUUCCGCGAAAUGUGUAUAUACAUAUAUGUAUAUGUAUGUGUGUAUACGUAUAUAUGUAUAUAGAUAUAUAUAAUGGAUAUAUAUACACACACACACACAAACAUACACACAUUUGCGUUUUCUUUUUUACAUUGUUACGAGAAUUCAAAGAAAAAAGGAAAAAAAAGGAGCAUUCUAUAUAUAUAUACAUAUAAAAGAUACUUAUAGGAAGCGGAUACACUCUCGACGACGCCGUACAUUCUUUUUUCUUUUCUUUUUCUCUGUUUCUUGUUUUUCUCUUUAUGUUUCUGUUUUUUUUACGAUGUUCAUAUGGACUUAGUACCAUAUUGUUCGAGUGAUAGUUCGAUCAACAGGGUCGAUCACACACAUUGUACGCAUACUACACGUAUAUAUGUGUAUAUAUAUACGUAUAUGUAUAUUACACAUACACGCCGCAUGCUUAAUAUUUGACACACAUUAAGAUGCACCUAAGCGAAAGAGCCAUAAAAAGAAAAGUACCGAUUGUUUCCAUGAACCAAUUUAGGAAGAGAAAACAAAAAAACGGCAGAGCGAAAGACAUAGUUAUCCAGUCGAAGAGUGAUCUCGUCGCACGAGAGAGCACACGCGAGCAAGAAAUUCCGUUUAAUCUGUGCCAAAUAUCGAGUAACCAGACUUUUUGUUCCUUCGUAGAUAGUAGUAGUGCCAGCGACGAAAAACAGAAAAUUGGUAGACCUGGCGUUCGAACCAAAAUGGCGGCGAUCAGCCGCUGAAACGAUGAUCGUUCACUCCCUUCUCGCAAAUCGUGUCUGGCAUGCAUAUUACGACACUCGAGCUCGCGAGGCAGACUUUUUCUACCGUGUGUACACUUUUUUAAUAUUCACUUGUUCCCCUAACCUCAAUCGCGAGACGAAAAUUCGAAAAACCAAAAAAACAUAUAAUAAAAAAAUAACAAAAAAAAUAUAUAUAUAUAUACUGAAACGCAGAAGGCUGAAACACUGGGAGCAAUCACCAUCAACACUGCUUCGGUGAUCCUCGCAACAACACUUUCCCCCCCCCCAACCAUUUUUGUACGUCGAACGAAGCACGAUGUUUUUAGGUUAAGAAACUUGAGAGAAGCGAGCCAUGAUUUCUUCGUGCCUUUUGAAGGGAAGAACGAUCUAUUCGAUUGGAUCGAACGCGAUUUAAAUAUCGACCAAUCAAAUAUUGUAGAACUUUGUUUAUCUGAAAGCUGAAAUUAUUCAUGAAGGAAAUAAUGUGCAUAUAUAACAAGAGUCUAUUACUAUACAUGACCCUAUGACAAAGCCAUAUUGAUCAUCUGUAUAAAUUGAAAAGUAGAGAAGAGUGACGAUGUUGCAGACACUAUUUUUUAAUCUUACUUUAGAAUUUAUUAUUAUUUUUGUUAUCUCUUUGCAAUAAAUGAUCUUGUGAAAGUAAGUCAUUUGUUUAUUGAGAAUUGAAUAUUAAUCAUGUAGUCACGCAAUGAAACUGAGAAAUUGACAAAAGUGGUGCUGAUCAAUUUGGCUUAUGAGGCGCUUAAUAAAAGUUCAUAUUCAGGAUUCUCUUGCACAAUAAUUUAGCAUAAAUAUUAAUAAAACUAAUAAAUUGACAAAUUAUGAAUUUUAUGUGUUAGACUUCUCUUUUAUAGACACAUGUUAAAAAGGAUAAGCAAAUGACUUGUGAUUUGUAAAAGUUCAUUUAUUUUAUUAUCAAAAGAACUUAUUAAUACUGAUAAUUUGUAACUUAUGAUUAGUAAAAUGUCACUGAUAAUACUAAUUUCAUUGUGCAAGAGGAAUCAAAUAAUCAGUUAACAAAAUUUCGUUUCAAUAAAUGAAGUUCUACUAUAUAAACAGACACACAUACAUUCGUUUGAGUUAAACGCGUCUCUCUCUCUCUCUCUCUCUCUCUCUCUUUCUCUCUUUCUCUCUCGUUUUACGUUGCAUCUUUUUUUUCUUAACCCUAGAAAAAUAAACACGGACUGAAUUACCGACAUAACGCAUGCGUCUAGUUAUUUUUUUCUAUGUCUCUUUUCUUUCCAGAUCGAAACAGUGGAUCCUUUCGAUCGCCAUUCGAUAUACCGACACACGGUUUAGUUUUCCAUGCGAUGAAGAUACGAGAGAGUGUGUAUGUAUUGAGUUUUGAGCGAAUAUGUAGUAUGCCUAUCAUCGAGAGGGAUUUCAUUGUUAGAUAUACAUACACUUGUGUUUGUAAGUACGUAAGCAAAAGGCAGACGCAGAAAGAAUUAUGAGAUAAACGAAGAUGAAACACUGGCGUAAAAAUUAAGAACUUUAGUUAACGUUUAGCAGCUAGAGAGUACGUAGGAAUUGUUAGCAGCGAGUACACAAUGAAGAUACAACCAUGUUAUUAAUAUUGUCUAUCGGUAUGAUAAAUGUGAACGCUAAUCCGUAAUUGUACUGUGUGUAUAUACUAUUAUAGCGAUGUUACGUAGGUUAUACACGUGAUUAUCUAAGGCCGACGUUAAAAAGCUUGCAAUGGAGAAGAAGCAUAACGAAAGAGAGAAGAAGAAAGAAAAUGGAAGAGAGUUUCAGUUUCUCGUACCUGACGCGACAACUUUUUCUAUCACGCGUUCAUCGUUUUUCUACGAUUUUCAACGCCGCUAUUUCCACGUUUUUCACACUUCGUUCGCCACGAAAACAUUUCGUGUCGCGACAGGUACGAAGAGACCAUUUAUAUAAAGAUAGGGUUAACCUUUAAAAUUCCACGAUGAAAGUGUAACUAAUGGAACUUUGAUAUAUCGUACCUUCGAGGAAUUAAGAUAAACCUUGUUCAAGGGUAAUGUACAAAAAUCUCGCGGUCGAUGUUCGCGCGAGGACGCACGAGGGCCUAAGAAGUCGAGAUACGAGUUUUCUUCGAUCAUUUACGUCUUUUCUUUCCUUUCCUAAUUUUUCUUUUUUCUAUGACGUGGAUAAAGAUAAUUCGACGAUUUCUCCGGUAAAUUUCAUCAAUCGUUUUUUCGAGAGUGAUUUUAUACGAUUGUAAUGGCGUGUAUGCGCGCGAUCGAUCUCCCCUCUUUCGGCUCUGAAUGCGUGAUCACGCGUACGCGACACUUUUCGUUUUCUCGUGUUUCUUGCUACUCGAUAACGUGCGUUUUGAUAAUUUAAUCAAAUCACGAAUAAAAUAUAAACAUGAAUAUUACAGAUCUGCAAGGAAAUUAAAUUGUCAGCGUUUAUCUUGUCAAUAAUAUUUUUUUAAGUUUUAAUAAAUCAGUGUUAUUUAAACGAUACUUCACACUUUCUUUUAUUAGAAUAUUUUCUUCUCUAUCAACACUCACUUAAUGAUGUCUCUUCGAAAUAAUAAUUUGCAAGCGAAUUAUUUGGAAAAGACAGCCACUAAUUUUUGUGAAAUUGAGGUUUGCGAAAACUCCCUCGAAAUGAUAAUUAUUGAAAGGAUAUUGUAUCUUGUAGCAAGGAACACUUGUAAUUUAAAUAUUCGAGCGCUUCCAUAGAUUAUGGAAAAGCUUGUACAAUGUAUACGAGAAUGUUGCGCGCAUACAUUGCGUCUAAAUGUAAGAAAGAAGCAGUGACGAAUCUAGAGUACACGCGAGAAAACUACAUACGCUAUGCAUACGCAUUUACACAGCUUACUUUGCGAGCAUUUAGGGGAAAAAGCCUUAACCUUCCUAAGGCUUCGUGCGAUUCGAUCAAAUCUCGUUUUCUCUCGAGCCAUACUUGUUCGAAUGUUAUUAAAAAUCUAAGAAUUUGAGAGAGAAUGUACUUGUUAUAUCUUUGGCGAACAAACGCAGGCCUGAUUUAAUUUUAUUUCGUUUAUGACGAAACGAAGUUCUUAGGAAUGAUAAGAGCCACGGUGAAGAGUACGGUGAUAAGUAGACUGCGGACUUUUAUGGGAAUCUAUGGUUUUAUAAACACCACUAAAGAAAUAGAAUUCACUUGAUCAAUGAACUUCAUUGGUAGAGAUUUGUUUUAUGUAUUGAAUUAUUGAUAUGUAUUUUAUAUAUUUUUGCAUAUAUUAUAUGCAUUCUGUGCAUUUUUAUCUUUUGCAUAAAUGCAUAGAAAUCCGCGGUCGCAUGAUAAACAAAAGUAUUGGCAUAGAUCAGGUUAUUUUGUAAACUUUUAUGUUGGUUUGUAAAAGACAUGGUUCUUUGUUUAUUUUUUUGUAAAAUAUAAGGAGCAGAAGUUGCAAAGUUAUGAUAUUUAAUUUUGCCAUAUUAAUUGUACCCAUUAAGGAAAAAGCAACGAAAUAAAGUUGCAAGAAUGCAAUAUUAUUGGAAGAUACAAAUAUAGUAAUUUAUUGUUUCAUGAAGAUAAAAGAUACGUAUUACAAUAAUAAAUACUAUAUGUGUGUAUACUAUAUAUAUAUAUAUGUAUAGUAUGUAUGUAUAAGAAAAAUUAGAGUAAAAACAGAUCGUUAUAUAUUUUUCAUUAUUUGCGAAGUAAUUUCGAUACAGUUUCUUAACAAUAGCGAUGAAAAUAUAUUACAAACAAAAUUGAAUAAGCAAUCGUACGUUUUGCAGGUUUGCACAGGAUUAUUAACAUCUGGUCUGUGCCAAUAUUUUUAUUCAUUACUGUAUAUACAGACUAUAACUUGAUGAGUUGGUGUAUGGGUGGGUCUAUCAUGCGUUUCUUCCCUGUAAUAUAUUUCUCGUAAAGUCGAUUCGCGACAGAAAAACGCGUUGACGUGUAUUUUGCCCAGUGUUUGACAAAAAGCGCUUUGAGGAAAAUCAGAUUUCGAUUAUUAUAUCCAUUCUAUGCUAUUAAAUAAUUAUAAAAUAAAACAUUAACGAUUCCAAUAUUUAGUUAUACUUCUUUGUUUGAAAGGAAUUACUUAUAAUUAUAAAGCCUAUGUAUUAUGAAAAUAGUACUCUUUUAUCCAUUUAAAUUUCGAUAUACAAUGUACACGUAGCUAUAGGAAUUUGUGAUCCGACUAAACUUUGCAAACCCGCAAAAAUGUUAGAGAAAAAAUUUUUAACUUUGUUACUAUCAACAGUGAUUAAUGUAUUUUUUAUUUUUCCUUUUUGGAAUACACGUCAACGUCCUCGGAUAAUUACGUUUAAAUGUGUUAUCGAUUUACAGCUUUUAAUAAUUGAUGAAACAAAUACUCGGAAACAAAGGAAAUUCCUCCAAUUUUUACCAUAAAUGUUUUUUAAUCUACCAUUUACACCGCAUACAAAUUGAAGAUCUAACAAAAAAGAUAAACUAUAUAACAAUGCAAGAACAAAUAAAGAAUGCAGAAAAAUAUAGAAGAGAUGACGGACUUUUGAAUGGCAUUUCAUUGAACCUGUUUUUAUACAUUGCUGCAUUUCUUCACUCAAACGAAGAAACGAUUUAAAACGAUAUACACACGUAGACAGGAAGAUAGAGAAGAGAAUAUAGAAACAUUUAAAACGCCACUUUAGAAUUCAAUAAUUCUCCCGGUAAAAAAGAAGAAAAUAAAUAAUAUAAAUUAUACAUAUAAAUUUACGAAACAAUGGAUGCUAUAUCUUCAUUAUACUUUAACAUUACUUAGUUAAAAGAAUCUUAAUAAGAAAAAAUUAGAGGUAAAAUACGAAGAGUCAUCAUAAUAGUUUAAUUACUAUUAAAAAGAAAAGAAAAAAACAGGAAGAAAGAGCAAGAGAAACGAAGACGAAGAAUAAAAUAAGAGAAAAAGAAAGAAGAAGUAGCGAAGAAAAGCAAAAGAAGCGACAAAGAAGAAAAAGAAUCCUUUUAACAUUUAGGCGAGCGUGGCUGUGCGAGCGAUUAUGAAUUAAUUAGAGGAAGUUUAACGUUAAGGCUAAUUUCGAUUUGUACUUUUUUUGCGGCAAAUGGCGACUGAAAGCUGUUCCUUGAUCGUCCACUGCGAAUACAAAAUGGACGAUUAACUGUCUCCUGGGAAUAAAGAAAGCAAACGUUUCUUUUUAUAUUCUUCGUCGUAACUAAUAUAUAUUAGAAUUUUAAUUGAUAAAAAAUACACUAGUCAAUUGAUAUGCAUGAUUAAUCUAUUUGAUCUUAACGUAACUUUUGUCUGUCACUUUGAUUACAAAUGUCUCAUUUAAAGAAAUUCGAGUUUCUAUUGAAGUUUUAAACGAGGACGAGGGAUAUUAAAUCGAUUCGUGUGCUCUUGAGUGUUCUCAUCUCUCGAAUAAGUAAAUGACGUUGAUAAUGAGACUGAAAAUAGCUCGAGAGAACGGAGUGCCUCUGAUAAAUCGAUCGAGCAUCGUAAUUAUUUUUCUAUCACACUUUCGGUCGCCACGGGCCCAAAAUCGAGGAGAAGAAAUAAGCACUGUGCAUAUUAUAAAUCCUAGAAUGUUAAAAUGGCGGCCACAACGUAUUGCGUGUGUAAGGUUAAUAAAAAGAUGUAUGUGAAUAGCGUUAAAGAUUGCGAAUUUGUUGAGAAAGGAGCGUUAGGAAUAUAGGAGAGAAUAGUGUGCAUGAGAGUUGAAGUACACUUAGUGGAACAGCGAAUAAACAAGAUGAAUAAGCAUUAGGUUCAAAGGAAUUCUCGUUUUUUGAGAAUAGACCUGAAUAACAGAAUUUAGAGGUAAAUUCUUCGAGAUGACAUUCGUUUAAGGUGAGAGAGAAAACGGCGGUUUGAUUGUUUUCUUUUUCUUUUCUUUUCUUUUCUUUUCCCCGUGUUUAACGUGCUUUUAUUUGUAGGAAAGUCAGAAUGUUUCUUUCUUGAAUUUUACGAAGACAAACGAAAAAAACGAAACAACAAGGGAAAAUACAGUUCUUUUUCCUCUUCUUAUAGAGUUAAGAUUCAAAUUAAAGACUGUAUAAGACUUUAUACAGAUGCGGUUUUUCGAACAGCGUUCGGCAAUAUUCGUGCAUUUGAUCGGCCGAUAAAUCAAAAUUAAUUUUGAUCCUCUGUUAAAUUAGACCUAAACACAUAGUACUAUAGUAGCUUGGACAUAUCUAGAGUCUCUAAAAAAUAAUUUCUUUUCUCAAUAAAUUAGUGUUAAUAAAAAUCAAUAAAUUUUUUCGUAUCAGUGGCAAAGAAACACGUUUUUAUCAAUGUGGAACUUAAAACAGAACAAUUAAUAAAGACAGGAACGUGAAAAGAAAAAACAGAGGGAAGAAUUGAUGGAACAAUUUUAUUGACUUUGAGAUCGAUGAAAACCAUGUACCUAAUUAGUUCGAAGCGCCGUCCAAUUAAUCGUUCAAAUAGAAACGAGAAGAAUGGGUGGAAGAUUACAAGCUUUCGCGAAGGGAACAUUGUAACAGUAUUAGUAUUUUUUUCUCUGUUCUUUACGAUUAUUUCACGAUUGUAAAUUGAAAAAGGACAUGGAAUAAAAGAAUUCGAUUUAAAUGGCGGUGAUACCUCGAUUAUGUAGCGAUCUGACAAAUUGGCGUCUAUUUUUUUUUCGUAAGUUUCGAACGUUGAAGAAUGUCUAGUCGUUAGGAGCUAAUAAUCUGUUUUAUUCGCUUAGAAGAAAAUCAAGAAGAAAUCCAUUGUGAUCGAGGUUUCAUCGUUUAAUUUUCGGCAGGCCCUCGAACAUCGACUUAUUGUUGAAACGAAACGAAAGAAAGAUUAUAUAUUGGACAACAAAACAGAAAACAAUGAAAGGAAAGAAGAAAAUGUUCCUCAAGUUCAAGCUACGUUCGCUUCGUGCGUCUGCAUUCCCUCGUAGAAAGAACAAAUUGAAGAAACGAAAAUAGAGAUGAAACAAAUUAGACGAAAACAGAUAUGAAUCACGGAAGAAACAAGAGAAAGCCGAAAAAGAAAAUGAGGAACGUCGCAACGCGCCGUAAAUUCCGUCUAUAUAAAUACAUGAAAUGAAACAUUGAGAACAAAAGUGAACUGGCUCGAUAAACCAAGCAAUUCUAAAUAACCUAACAAUAAUCGUUAUUAAAAUAGUGGUAGGCAUAAAAUAUGCGUUGCAUCGACGAUUUCAUUAUUUGGUUUUCAUUUGGAACAAAUGAAUUCCUAAAUGAAUUAAUGUCAUAAGCGACACAUUAUGGAAUAUUAAAAAGUUCGCAAUGAAAAGUUCGUUCAUCAAACAUUGAAUAGUCUACGAUAUUCAGAAGAAUGCGAAAUCCACUUUUGUUUUCAAUGUUUCGAACAAAAACAGACUGCCAUUGAUUCGAAUGUACUCGUUUUGUAAUCAAUUCGUAUAAAGAGAAGAAACAAACUGUGUACGACGGAAAGAGAGAGAACAAUGAAUGAGUGUCCGAGAACGCGUGAAACCGUUCCAAUAAUUAAUAUUCACAUUUACUCUCACUUGCAAAUUCACUUAAAUAACAUUUUCAAAAUAUUCCCACAUUUAACUCCAACUUUACUUUCUCUUCCUUCUUUUUUAUACAAUAUUUUCAUUUCAACUCAUCGACACGAUAGAGAUUGUAAUUUUCUUGCAUUUCUUUUUUCUUUGAUAUCGUGGUGCGUAACUUAUUAAUCGUCGAAAUUUCAGGGGGAGCUUGUAAAAAUAAAUCAUUGUUCCGAGCGACGAACUCUAAUUUAUCAUAGAUUUAUAUAGAACUAUACUUUUAAAAGCUGCGAUUUAUAAAUUAUAAAUAUAUUAGAGAGAAAACGAUGUUUCUAACGGACGAUUUUUUUGUUCCGUUUUGUUUUGUUUGCAAUCGGCUCUUGUUUUGGAGAAGAUUCUGCGAUUUCUUCUAGUUAUAGGAAGAUUUUUAUCGAUGUAAUUUUGUUGAUUAAAUUAUCGAAACAUUGGAUGGACGAACGUUUAAACGAGAGAUCGCACAGCGGAGAGAAUACUGUUCGUUCUACCUUCUUUUUAUUCUUUCCUUUUUGUAAUCUAGACCGUAAUUCUUAAUUUUAUUCUAGAAUUCGUAAGGUUUAUUUUGUAAUUGAUCACGAGAAAGAAUGUUCUUGGUUUUUAUUUAUUUCUUUCGAUACUUCUGUUAAAUGUGUUUCUUCUUUUAUCAAAUGUUCACGUAAGAGGAAAAAAUGAGAAAAAAUAAAUUCGCAAUGGUACAGCGCUAUUUUUUUCUAAACUUUCUUCCUUCUUAAUUUUUGAAUGAGAACAUUCAAUAAGAUAUUGGAUUUCACGUACUAACAGUCAAACAAUGCGAUAUUGAGUUAACCAAAUCCGAGAUAAAAAAUAGAAUUGUGAAAUAAUGAAGUAACAUUAUCAACAUUUAAAUAUUUCUUCAAUCUUAAUACAUCUUUAAGUUUAUUAUCCAUAUUCAAAUAUUCAUCAUUUACACAGCGACUUUCAUUUAAAAUUUGUCGGACAGCAAUUGUUAAAAUGCAUCAAGAAGACGACUUUGUUUCGUGUAAAAGAUCGAAAACUUCAAAUUUACAGUAUUCUUAUCCAUGUGUGGGUUAAGAAAGUGUCGAUUUCUGUGGGAUAAUAAAUAAAUUCUUUCGUAAAUUCCACUAAACUAAAAACAAAAAAAAAAAAAAAAGAAAAACAAGAAAAACGAAAAAAAUGUGGAAAGAGGUGAAGAGUGUGCGUGCGUGUAUGCUCGGAGAUUUAAUUACCACGUUCGAUGAUCGAUAAAACGCUAUCUAAUUUACACAGGGCAUUUAGUGCCAACGACCGUUACGAAUAAGCAGUUACGAAUAAUAAACCGUAAUUUGAUAAUAAUUAAUCGUGUCGUUUUAAGAAUAGAGAGAAUGGAUCUAGUGAAUUUUUACAAGAAACGCCGGACUCUGCGCAUAUCUAGAAAGACUGUCGUUUUGAUCAUCCUGAAAGAGAAUAAAAAUCAUGAAGAUCAACCGAAAAAGAUAAUUAAAAUGGAAUCUCAACUUGUUAUCUGUAAUUUGCUGAGGACAACUUUUUGUACAUUUUACAGAGUUUUUGAUAGCUUGUAAGACGGAUAAACGUGAAUGUUCUACCUUACGCAUGCAAACACGACGAAUUUUUAUUCGAUAUGAAAAUAUUCUAAAAUUUGUCCAAUGGUUUUUAUUCUUGACAAACAGGAAUGAAAAAUAUAUAUAUGAUGAUGACUAACUUGGCCCUGCAUUAGCCCGGUGUAGUGAAAAAUAUUUUUUACAAAUAUCAUUAAAUUUACUUUUUCAAAUAAUUCCUAAUACAGAUUUAAUAUCUAAUACAAAAUUAAUGAAUUAUUUUAUAAAAUCAUUUUAAAUGAAAUUAUACACGCGUCUUUUCUUAUUCUCUAUUAUAGGAAUAUUAUCUUAUUAAUAAAAAUAUCAAAUUUUUUAUUUUAAUGAAAAUAUGAAAAUAGUACGAAAAUAUAUUAAUUAAACGUUUAAUUAAAAUAUUGUAAAAACACGGGUUAACGCGGGUCUAAAAUAAUCUUUUCUACGAGUUUCUUAAAGUCAUACACAAUUCACCGCCCUAGUUUUAAAUUGCACAUAACAAAUGUAUCUCUGGUGACAAUGUUAAGUGCCUAAUAUCGCAGCUCGCACUCGAUGCGACAAGAACGUCACGUUCACGUGUAUUUCUGGCAAUGUAUUAAGUUGUCCCGAAAGAUUUUUUCGUUUUAUAAGGAAAUAAUAGACGCACAACAUUUUUUUCUUUUAUAUUAUUUUAAUGAAUUAUGUAUGAUCCAUUUUGUCCUAUUAUUUGCAUAUAAAACGAAAGAAACUUUUAAGACAACCUAAUAUUACAUCAAAUCCACCAAUUUCGAUGUAUAUAUAUUUUAACAAGUUCCAAACAAGUCUCUUUGAGGGAAGAUACAAGAUAUACUAAGCAACAUCGUUUCUUUUUUCAUUAAAAAAUUCUAAUUGCCAAAAAUCACGUCCACGCAAGCUUGUCAACGUUUUAAAAGCCUGUUCGUUUCAUUCUCGAUAGAACUGAAGAAAUGAUGCUACGUUCUUAUCGAUCGGUAAUAAUCAAUCAAAGAGAUUCUUUUCCUCAAGCACUUUUUAACGACAAGCUCAGUGAAGUGCAAUCAAUCGAUAGACACGAGAGAUCGCAAAGAUUGUCGAGUUGCGUUUUCCAGACAACUCGUGCGGCAACGAAACAGUUGAAAAUUCAAACAGACACGAAUAGAUGAAAAUUAAAAAAAAAAGAGGAAGAGAAAUGAAGGGAUGGAGGGAAAUCGGGAAAGAACAAUGUAACUCUCUAUAAAGUAAAGUAACUCGAUUACUCUACCAAGGUUGAAUUUCCAAUAAGCAUCAGACGUACACGUUCACUGCUUUCGACUAAACACAGUUACUGCAUCCCUCUGUACAUGGGAAAUUUUCUGCAAGCAUGAAACUCCGCGUGCUUCGGUUCCACUAAACGCAGAUCGCUUAACCCAAUAUGAACGUGAAGCAUUUGUUUCUUUAUGCAUUCGUUAUUUAGUGUAUCAUUGUCUAGCAAAAAAAAAAAAAAGAUUCUUUACGUAAAAAGAAAGUGGAAUACAGUUUUAAAACGAGCCGAACGUACUACUUUAUUGUAUCGGUAUAAAUGCGUCUGUCGCGUAUGUCAGACGUACGCGUCUGACGCUUAUAGGAGAUCGCGCCUUUAGAUAGCCGAUCGUUAAUUUAUCUUUUAUUUAUAUAGGUGUAGACUAACGUGAGAUUGUUGUAAAUGUUCGAUUUCGUUCCCGCGCGUACUUCUGUCCAUCGAAUCUUAUUGUUUGAUAAAUAGCGCGUAUAAAUUCACUGUGCUCGCUGAGAAAAUAUGGGAAGAAAGCGAAAACGACGCGAAAUGUAAAUGCACGCGUGAAACAGCGAAGAUUCAACGGGGAUCGUUAAUUAGAUCGGCAAAAUAAGUUGUUUUAUCCCGAGAAAUCGGUUGAUCUUAUAAGAAAACGAAGAAUCAAUUUUUUUCUCACGAAUUUUCUAUUUCGAUGUCUAUUGCAAAAAUCGACUCGUGAUAAUCGAGGACGAUUUGUCCUCGAAUGCGAUUUGUUCGUACGUUUUUCGAACGAAUUCGUUUGAACGAAAGAGAAAUCGGGGAUGAGAAGGCAGACAGGAAAUGUGAAGAAUAAAGAAACUUCUUGGGUGAAACGACUUAACGACAUAGAGCGUAAACGUUGAGAGCGCGAAUAUUCUAAGCUGCUCGUAGUUAGAGAAAAAGAAAACAAAGAGAAUUUAAAGUUUUAAUAGAAAACUCGCAGAACGAGUCGAUGCUCGAACGAGCAAGCAGGGGAUGAUAGAUUUAACACUAGAACUAUCAAACUCGUCAGGAUCGUGGAUUUUAGUACUUUUGUCUUUACAAUCUUGUGUUUACAAAAUUUGUUCACUUCCAACAACUUGUAUAUUAGUUUUCUCACUUUUAAAGGCUCAAUUGUGAAUUUUUUCAUUUCUAAAGAAUUGAAACGCUCAUUUUUAUUGAGAUAGAAACAUAAUCUCGUAGAUAUAUCUAUUUACUUUUAUUAUGAAAUUGAAAUGUAUGUAUAUUAGAUUGUAAUGUAUUUAAACACACACAUAAAUCGGUAGUCCUAUUGUUAAAAACGGAUAUUCUCUUUGCUUUUCAAAGAAUCUUGCUUAAACUAAGUCAAGCGAUCCUUUUUGUUGAAAUAUAAUUUAACUAAUUAAUGUAAACACGUCUACUAGAUUUUUAAUCGAUGCAUUUCUUCUAAUUAAACGAAAGUGAAGGAAGCUGACCGAAAUUGACGAAUCGUAAGAAAUUCUAAUUUAUUCCGUACAGUCGUUAUUUAUUUAUUUCUACGGAUUCUCGUCUAUAGACUGCGAAUGUUUAUGCAAAUUAACAUUUUUAUAAAUAUGAUCGAAGGAAGCGAGAAACCUAAAUGAAAAUUAGUUUCAGUCACAAAAUACUACAGAUGACUAUAAGAGAAAAACAUAAAAGUAUAUUUCCCUUGACUUUUUUUAUUUCUUUUGUCACUUACAAUUAGCUAAGAUAGUCAAGUUAAAUUAGAUUCAGAGACGCAAGUUUUCUAACAAUAGGCGUUGAACUUGUGAAAUUUCUAAAGAAUUUUUUAGAUUCAAACGCAUAAAUAUCCACAGUCUGCUCAUCUAUCGUCACGCGAUUGUUCGUCGUUUUAGUAGACACUUUAGGGGAUAAGAUAACACGCGUUACUUGGCAUAAUUUGUUUUAUUGAAACGAGCUCUAAUGACUUCCAACGUGAAGAUCUAUUCCGGUCAUCAAAGUAUUAAGAAAUAAAGGUCGUCGAAUUACAAGAUUCGACGUAAAUGAAUAAAAUAAAAAAGGAAAAGAAAAGAAAAUCGAAGGUUUUCUAGAAGACCAGAGACAGGUUAUUAAAAAACGGCGUUCCUUCUUUGAACUUUGAUUAAAGAAAAGGAAGAAAGAACGUGAACUUAGAUAGAACUAGGCGUACGUACGGACGAAAAUGAAAAAUGUGCGAGAAAUGGAGCGAAAGAAAGUCGUGUAUAUUUGUGUCUGUGUGCAAGAAUUGUGAAAAAGAAAGGAAACGAGAUAGAAUGGUGUAUUCUAAGCGUUGUAAUAAUUAAGGAUGAAAAAAAAAAACGUAAAAAAUAAAAAAGGUAUGAAACAUACGACUGCACUGGAGCGACUCGAGCGAAUCGCGAAAAAUUGGCCGACUUUAUAUCUCGUUUUUCCACUUUAUUUAACUCUUCCGGGCUUCAGGCGUUGACACGCAAUAUUUUAUAAAUAUUUAACAGAUUAGAAUUAAAUUGGAUAAAGUAACAAAUGAGAAUAAAAAAAGGGUGCAAAUCAUGAUGGCAACCGAUUAAAGGUUAUCGGCUGAUUCAUAAAUCGUGUAGCGAAACGAAGUUUUGCAAGCUGGAGAGCGAGACGACGGCGUCACAAUGAUCCUCGAAGAGUUAACUUACAUUUGGUGAUUUCGAAUUCGCUCAGGUCGACCGAUAGGGUUAAGAUGUACUUGGUUACUAUAUCGACGACUAGAAAAAAUAAAAACGUCGGAAAAAGCUCGGAGCGGAUGUUUCGUGCAGACGCAACGGGUUCGAAGACCGGUCGUUUCCAAAGAGCCGCCAGGCGGUGUUUGAAACGUUUAAAACACACCUAGACUUAAAAAAAGAAGAAAAAGAAUUAAUUAGAAAGGUAGAAAUAGUUAAUAAAAGCAAGAAGACGACUUCACUUAAGGCAUGUGUAAAAGACAUGCGAACCCUUGCAAGCUCGCGUAAGAAAAUAACUAUUCGAGAAUAAUAUAUUAUCUUAUCGGAUAAUAUAUUAUACCCUUAUAUGAAAGAUAAUUUAUUAUAUUAAAUAACGUAUUAUUAUAUAAACGGCGAUGAAACGUUGCACCAUGUUGAUCAGCAAUAAAGAAAAUUAGACGAGAACAAGAGAAAAAGAAGAAUCGAGCGUUGCCUGUAUUGCCCGCGGUAAAUACGAAAUGAAAAAUGUGAAUUGUGAGACGUAGACGAGUUAAAAAUUGAAAAAAAAAGAAAGGAGGCAUCGAAAUGAAAAUAAUGAGAUAACGAAUGAAACGGAUGAAAGUGCAAUGUUUUAUUGUUAAACUCGACUCGCGCGAUGCACGGAACGCGCCAAACGAGCGGAAAACACUUUGAGAAAAAAUGUCUUCAUACUAUUUGCAUAUUGCUUUAUUGUUAUACGAACAUUGUAACGAUACAUUAUGAUUAAAAGUAAAGGAAUAUUAACCCGGCGGUAUCCAUCGAUUCUACCGGCGGUUUUAAGCCGUGUCCAAGAAAUUACUGUGUGUAUUUUGCCGAAAUAUUUUUCACGCGAAGAUACAAGGCUUGACUUUUGUCUCUCAACACUUUCACACUGUCGACUGUUCACACAUUCUUCUCCAUUCUGGUAUUCAAAUAAUCUUUAAAAUCUGUUUACUGAUCGUCUUCUUUUAAUGAAGCUGCAAGAUUUAAAAUUUUAUGUAUGAAAACGUAAUUUCACUUUGAAUUUUUAAACUUAUAUUUGAAUAAAAAUGUUUUAAAAAUUAGGGAGUCGAUACUGUAAGAACGACUUCUGAAAAAUUAAUUUUAUUUGAAUGAAGAAAUAAAAGUCGGAAGAAGGAUAUAUGCAGAGUGUGAGAAGUACGAACCUCGUGAACCUUCGUCAGGAAUUCCCUCAAAUGACUGCACUGGUUAUGCCCACGCAUAGAAAUUUGCCGCUUCCCCGAGAGGACUCGCUUUAAAACCGCCAGUACGUAAUUCUAGCUAUUACGCGAGAUACGUUCACAUAUUUACAAAGGUGGAGCAUUUUAAUUCAUAGGUAAAAACGGAAACGUUUUACUUUCCCUUCUUUUUCUACGUACUUUGUAUAUUCCCAGAAUAACCAUCCAUUUAGAACGACGGUAUGUAAUUAUGGACUAAAAAAAAGAAAAAGAA